Molecule: messenger RNA, 1846 nt
Organism: Sorghum bicolor (sorghum)
Lineage: Eukaryota; Viridiplantae; Streptophyta; Magnoliopsida; Poales; Poaceae
Product: ninja-family protein 6
Exons: 2
Coding region: 628-1566 (312 amino acids)
Biological process (GO): negative regulation of DNA-templated transcription; signal transduction
Cellular component (GO): nucleus
Source: RefSeq, a predicted model, not a curated record
CCACCCGACGCAGCCAAAGCUAGCAGCCACCAUCCAGAGCAAGAAAACGCAGGCAAGGCAAUUCCCUUUUGCUGCCCCCGAGCCUCACCCCCAAUCAUCGAGGGGGGCCGGGCGGAGGCGGAGGAGUGGGGGCAAAUCGGAUUAGACGGACACGUCGUCCCCGUCCCGGCCCCGAGUCUCACCUCACCAAUCGCCCUCCCCUCUGCAGUCUGCAGGCAGGCAAGGGAGGGACGGUCGGAGAUCUGAUUGCUCCUCCCCUUAUCUUCUCUCGCCUUCCCCUCCCUCUCUCCCGUUCUUCCUUCCAAUCCGCUGUCGCCAUAUCUGCCCACGAUUGCGAUUGCCCCGCGGUUGGCCAUUGCAUGCCUCGCUCGCGUCUCCUUCGCCGCCCGCGGAUCCCGCCGCGCUUCUAGGAGCUUUCGUCCCGCGUGCCGGGGCUCCCGACAUCGGACUUGCUGUGUUCCCCCCCCCCCCCCCCCCCCGAUUCGUCGUUGCUCGCCGCCAUGGAUUCUUCUUAAUCAAAUCAAUUCUCUCUUCCCCCCACCCCAAGCUUUCGUCCUUGCUUGGGAGCAGCCUCCUGCAAGGCUGUGUUAGUUACCGUGUGGGGGGCACGGAGGCCGAGGCCGGCCCAUGGCGUCCAGAGACUUCCUGCGCGUCUUCGGCGAGGGGUCCGGGUCCGGGUCGCCGAAGGCCGCCAACGCCGGCGCCGGAGGCCAGUCCGACGACGUCGAGCUCAGCCUCGGCCUCUCCCUGGGCGGCCGCUUCGGCACCGACGCCGCCGCCAAGCGCCCGCGCCUCGCGCGCUCCUCCUCCAUCGCCUCCGUCUGCUCCGUCUCCUCCCUCCACGGCGAGGGAGACGCCGACGCCGACCCGUCCCCGGCCGCGCCGCUGCCGCUGCUGCGCACCACCUCGCUGCCCACCGAGACCGAGGAGGAGCGCUGGCGCCGACGCGAGAUGCAGAGCCGCCGCCGCCUCGAGGCGCGCCGGAAGCGCGUCGAGCGGCGCAACUCCUCCAUGGCCUCCCUGGUCCCCGCCGGACCCAAGCCCGCCGCUGCAGCCGCGGACGCGAACGCGAACGCCGCCGUCGGCAGCGGGAGGAGGUCCAACGCCUCGCAGGGGAGCAACUCUGUAAGCACCACCGAGCAAGGUAUUGGUGGAAGCGCAAUUAACCAGUCCACAGAUGCUAGGAGUCCAUCAACCUCUGAUAACACAAAUCAAAAUAGCAUGCUUCCUCCAACCAAAGCGGCUGAGAAGCCACUAAAUGGCACUCCCACAGAGCAGCCUCGCCUGCGGACGCUUGGGUCCCUCACAACACGUACGAGCAGUACCAGUGACAUCAGGAAGCUCAUGAUGGAGGACAUGCCAAUGGUCUCAUCCAAGGUAGAAGGGCCUAACACCAGGAGGAUCGACGGCUUCCUGUACAGGUACAAGAAAGGCGAGGAUGUGAGGAUAGUAUGCGUCUGCCAUGGUAGCUUCCUCACUCCUGCAGAGUUUGUUAAGCACGCUGGCGGCGGUGAUGUGUCGAAUCCGCUUCGGCAUAUAGUCGUCAACCCUGCUCCAUUCUCAUGAACAGGGGGUUACAGGGUUAAACUGCUGCUGGUAUCUACUGUGCUGUAACAUGUAGGCUCCCUGUUUCGGGGAGUUCAACGGAAGGUCUCUGUAUUUUACAUAAAUUGAGUGUGACAGCAAAUUCAAGAGAAAUGUCAUCUGCAAAUGUUAUAGGCUUGUCUACAAAUUGACAAGGAUUCAGUUGCUGCAAUAGGUGGGUCGUAGUCUGGCACCCUGGAGGACAUGCAGGCUUACAACACGAGCCUGUUCUUUAACAUUAAAUCGCUCAAAUUCACUUUAA